AUGUCCACUUCGUUUAUAUGGGUCAACAUAGUGCCAAUAGGAUCUCUUAUAUCGUUUAUAAUAGUAGUAGUUGCUAUAAUAAGCUGGAGUCGUUCAAGGCCCGCAAAACCACCGAUACGUAUGCCGUGGUUUGAACCUAGUAAUGAAAAGGCAGCGUAUGAGGAAUUAGUGGCAAAACAUGCUGGUGAUGUUGAGGAUCCAACGACCGUCAAGAUAUUGGGGGGUGCCUUAGUGAGAAGAGCUAUGGCUGAUGUGAAGAUAUUAACGCAAAUGGCUCAAGAGAAGAAUUCAUUGCAUGCGCUAGUGAAAACUGGGGCUAUAGGAGAAGAUAUGUGGGAAUCCUUCCAAGUUGCGGAACAGGAAAUGCAGCUAGAACUUCAAGAGGUCCUGGAAGAAGCAGACACCUUCAAGCCAGGAUGGUCAAAAACUAUCUUCCAAGAAGCACAACAAAUUUUGCAGCAGCAAAUGCAAAAAGAGCACGAAGAGAAUAUGAAGAAGCAGCAAGCCCAUAUGGAAGCCAUGGGAAAAGCUGCAGCUGCUCAAGAAGAAGCUCUCAAGGAGGAAGAAAGGCAGGCUACAUUGAAGGAAUUAGUAGAGAAUGAAGAAAGAGAAAAGAACAACGCAACGAACGGAUUGAAACAACGGUCCUCCAAGAAAAAAUGA
Molecule: messenger RNA, 663 nt
Organism: Synchytrium microbalum
Lineage: Eukaryota; Fungi; Chytridiomycota; Chytridiomycetes; Synchytriales; Synchytriaceae
Exons: 4
Coding region: 1-663 (220 amino acids)
Biological process (GO): post-translational protein targeting to membrane, translocation
Cellular component (GO): Sec62/Sec63 complex
Source: RefSeq, a predicted model, not a curated record